Molecule: messenger RNA, 321 nt
Organism: Striga asiatica
Lineage: Eukaryota; Viridiplantae; Streptophyta; Magnoliopsida; Lamiales; Orobanchaceae
Source: the annotation of a GenBank genome assembly
AUGACAGCGUUUAAGAGGUGUCGUAAAGGUCGAGGUAGUUUUCGGGAUAAGCCGAAGUUCGAUGCCAGGCCACAGAGCCCGGGUGUUGCCAAGACUGCUGCUGCUGGCGCGCCAGUGCACAGGCGGGACGCACGCUUGACGUGUACAUCGCGUGCCUCGAGGUCCGCGUGUCAGCAACCUGUGCGGCCUCGUGUUGCCAACAAUCCGUCCGUGUCGAGGCAUCCUCCCGCAGCUCAACACCCGCUCGAUACUCUCCCCGCGUCCGGUACAGUACCAGCAGUUACCCGUGGCUGUGCCCGAAGGCACGUGAGCUACCAGUAG